CACGACCAAAAAAUUAUGCCUUGUGUCUCCACUUUCCCUUCCUGACGGCAACUUAUUCUCUUGUGUACACUCAAUUUACAACCAUCACCACCAUCCCCGGAAGCAUAAUUCCUUCCCUUCCUUCACCAGCACGCCGAGGAGAAAGAGAAAGACAAGAGAGACUAACCCUUCGUUAAAAUCCCCCCUCAUCAACCUCUGCUCUUUCCAUACCAAAUGUCCACCAUGAAGUACCAUGAAAUCUCCCACUUCAGCCACCCCCAGCACGUCCUCAAGUUCGAGUACACCGAGUCCCCGUUCAAGUGCGACGGGUGCAAGGAGAUCGGCAUCGGGUCGCGCUACAGCUGCCCCUGGUGCGACUACGACCUCCACUCCCACUGCGCCCUCCCGUCCACGACCAUAUCCCACCCCUUCUACCCCAAGUGCUCCUUCCAGUUCCUGUCCAGGCCGCCGGCGGAGGACGGGCCUCGGUACUGCAACGCCUGUGAGAAGGACGUGACGGGGUUCGUGUACCACUGCCAGGCCUGCGGGUUCGACCUCCACCCGUGCUGCGCGAAGCUUCCGAUGGUGCUGGACGACGGCGACGUGAAGCUCUACCUGUAUAGGAAGGUGAGCGCGCCUUGCCUUAAGUGUGGGAAGAAAGGCAGGAGCUGGAGCUACAGGUCCAGCUGCAAGAGGUACAAUUUGCACGUGGCUUGUGUGAGGGAGAUGUUGGUGGAGAGUUGGCAUGACAUAUACGUCGGGCUUGGGAAAGGCGGCAGCGGCGGCGGCGGCUGGGGGACUAGGAGAGGGCUUCCGACGAGAAUCCCCAGGUUGAAGGACACGCUCCAGACACCACAUAACAGGAGCAGGAGCAACAAAAAGACGUGUUGCGAGAUGGCGGGCCUGGCUCUUCAGUUUGUGAUAUCCGCGGUGUUAGGCGACCCGACAACCCUCAUCGCUGGUGUUAUCGGCUCGCUCAUGUCUCGGGCGUGACCGGCGGCGAUUUAAUCGGACUGGAUUGUGAGUUUGCUAGUAAGGGACAUGAUGAAUAACGCAUCCAAGAUCUGGGUGGUGUCCAGAUGGUGCGUGCAUGCAUGAUGAUACGGUCUUUAUUAGGUUAUAAUCCAAAGUGUCCGAACUCCUCUAUUGUGAAUAGACUUGUUCACCGUGCUUUAGUUUUUCAUUCACGUUCUCUC
Rhodamnia argentea is the source of this 1175-nucleotide messenger RNA. RefSeq lists its product as uncharacterized. The coding region runs from base 214 to 972 and encodes 252 amino acids. The record is from RefSeq and is a predicted model, not a curated record. The transcript has a single exon. Lineage: Eukaryota; Viridiplantae; Streptophyta; Magnoliopsida; Myrtales; Myrtaceae.